UGUAGUUAAGACUUAGUUCAGCUUCCUCUAACAGAAGGUAAAAGCGGAUGUUGGAAAGUUUAUUAACACAAACUUUAUUAAAAAAAAUCUAUGUGCGUAGUUUCGGGUCUAGUAGUUGUGUUGCUCCCAAGUGUCUUGUGUUUCUUCGUUAACUUGAACACUGAGACAUUACACUGAGACGACAUGAAUCCAGAUUCUGCUGACCCUUAUAUAUUUUCAACGUACUCGUUACCCUCUGACCACCGUUUCCUGCCGCCUCUGACCAAUGGGACACUUGGAUGGAGAGUCUUUGGAAAAAUUAUGCAUAUGGGUGGAGUCUACAAUGGUCAGGUUGGAGCAUGUCACCGAGCUGAUAUACCAUGUCCGCUUGCAGUCAGGAUGAAGGUUAAGGAGGGGAAACACAUGUACAGCUUGGACACUCAUUCUGGGAUAUUCACUCACUCACUACUAACCCCUGAUGUGGAAGCAACUCAGGUGUUCUAUGCUCAUCGACAAUAUCCCAACCUGCUGGUCAUGGAAGUGCAGCUAAAGCGCCAGAAGAGCUCAGAGGAAGCAAUCACAGUUAGGCUUGAAAGUUCUUUCACUCCUCACAGUCAUGACAUUGCCUUUGAGAAGGCUCCUGACUACAAAGGAGGAAGGCACAUUUUCGGGCACACUAUGUCAGCAGAAGUCCCUGGAGUACUUCGUCCAUGUGUGCACCUCAUCUGGAGCCCUCUAAUCUCUGAUGUAGUGUUACAGCCUGACCAGAGCCAGUCUAGCUGGAGCUUCCUGGUUGCAGUUGCAGAGAGCAGUGAGAUCGCUCAAUCAUUCUUUGACACUGGUUUGGAGCUCACUGAACAUGGCAACCUGCAGGCUUCCCAUAUAAGAGCAUGGGCAGAGCUAUGGCAUGGCAGUAGUGUGGAGAUAACUGGGCCAAAACCUUUGAGUGAAGCUGUGAUUGGCUGCAUGUUUUAUCUUCUCAGUGAGCUCCCUUCUCUGACAGAGACACCCACACUGUUUGGGGGCAUCAGUCCUGGUGGAUUGUCUAAUGGGGGACAUGGACAAGGAAAGGACUAUUGGGGACAUGUUUUCUGGGAUCAAGACACAUGGAUGUAUCCUAACAUUGCACUUUUUCACCCUAACCUGGCCAGAACUGUCUUGGAGUACAGAAUGCGUACACUAAAAGGCGCCCGGGUCAAUGCCAAGGAGCAAGGCUAUAAGGGUUUGAAGUUCCCAUGGGAGAGUGCUGUAUCUGGUCAAGAGGUGUGUCCGAUGGACAGUUAUGGAAAGCAGGAGAUCCAUAUUAAUGGAGAUGUAGCUCUUGCCUACCGUCUCUACCUCUUCCUUACACAGGACAUGGAACUAUUUAUAGAGGGCGGUGCCAGUGAAGUGGUGUGGGGUAUAGCCGAUUAUUGGGUGUCCCGAGUUAUCUGGGACCCCAGUGACCAGCAAUACCACCUCAAAGGAGUGAUGCCUCCUGAUGAGUAUAACCAAAAUGUUGACAACUCGGUGUACACUAACACUGUGGCCAAGUACAGUCUGCAGUUUGCUGUAGACUUGGCUAGGAUGCUCCGGCAUCCUGCACCCUCAGAAUGGCAGGAAAUAGCUGAUAAGCUAAAGAUCCCCUAUGACACUGAACUAAAGUACCACCCAGAAUUUGAUGGUUAUGAAAAGGGAAGUGACGUGAAGCAGGCAGAUGUCAUUCUGAUAGGUUUCCCACUGGGGUUGCCCAUGAGCCCAGAGGUCAGACGGAAUGAUCUGGAAUUUUAUGAGGCCGUCACUGACCCGCUUGGUCCUGCUAUGACUUGGAGCAUGUUUGCAGUGGGAUGGUUGGAGCUUGGUGAAACUGAAAAAGCACAAGAGCUUCUGCAAAAGUGCUACAAAAAUAUACAGGGCCCCUUCCAGGUGUGGAGUGAGUCAUCUGAUGGAUCUGGAGCAGUCAACUUCCUCACAGGAAUGGGGGGAUUUCUGCAGGUUGUGUUGUUUGGGUACACUGGUUUCAGGGUCCAAAAAGACUGUCUGACUUUUUCUCCAUUAAUACCUAAUCAAGUGUCUAUGCUCAGUCUGAAAGGCAUCAGUUACCUUGGUAACAAACUGGACUGGGUGGUGGAGAGACAGGAAGUCAGUGUUGUAGUGAGGAACCAGGCAAAGGAUUCUGGCAGUGAGCAGCCGUGUCCUCUUGAGAUUGUGCUCCAGAGCUCUGGAGACAGAAUCCCUCUUAAUCCAGGGCAAACAGUGACAUUUCCAUGGCAAGCUGGCAAGAUCCAAAAACUAAGCACUACCUCAUUCUGCUGGCCUUUUUGAUCCAGAAAUCAUCAGUCAGUAUGAUUAUUUGUGUUAAUGCCAUGAACGACUGUUUUAAUAAUCAAUAUUUUAUGAUAUAAAUGAGCAGCUAGAUAUGCAACUAUUGUGUAUUUGAUAUUGUUUAAAUUGAUUGGUUGUCCUGUUUGUUUUUGAUUGCAUUCAAUUUUGAGCCAAGUGGAAAAAAAAUUAUGCAAUUUUCAAUUAUACAUUUAUGAAUGAAUGAAGGCCAUUUGUCUUAGCCAACUUCAACAAAAUAUAUCAAUCUAAAUUGAUGAGUUAUUCAAUAAAAGAAAUGUAAAAAAAAAUGGAUGAAAUAUAGACAGUCUUUGAAAUUUGUAUAAAAUAAAUAAAUGUUAUUUCUAUAGUAUGGGGUAAAAUAUAA
This is a messenger RNA of Tachysurus vachellii, 2665 nucleotides long. RefSeq names its product protein-glucosylgalactosylhydroxylysine glucosidase (gene pgghg). The transcript has 14 exons. Gene Ontology annotation, biological process: carbohydrate metabolic process. NCBI's taxonomy places the organism in Eukaryota, Metazoa, Chordata, Actinopteri, Siluriformes, Bagridae. Bases 184 to 2283 code for a protein of 699 amino acids. Gene Ontology annotation, molecular function: catalytic activity. The record is from RefSeq and is a predicted model, not a curated record.